This is a messenger RNA of Syzygium oleosum, 816 nucleotides long. RefSeq lists its product as uncharacterized. The transcript is spliced from 4 exons. The record is from RefSeq and is a predicted model, not a curated record. The coding region runs from base 1 to 816 and encodes 271 amino acids. NCBI's taxonomy places the organism in Eukaryota, Viridiplantae, Streptophyta, Magnoliopsida, Myrtales, Myrtaceae.
AUGGAUGCCGAGUCCGAGGAAGAGGAGCCGAUGGACUGGGAGUUCGACAUCGAGCCGAAGCCGGAGCCCAUGGAACAGGAGCUAGAACCUGAGGAUGAUUCCGAGGGAGAGUCAGUGGACGCCGAGUCUGAGCCGGAUUCGAUGGAUUCUGAGCCUGAGUUAUCUGAUGACUCGACUGAGCAGGCUCAAGAAAGGACUGCCACCAUUGCCCAAGCUGUUGAGGCCACAGCUGGUGCUACUGUUAAUGGAAACCAGGCCAAUCAAGGGCAGGCCCCAGUGGUUGUAAAUAGGCUGAUGCACCAACUGGUAGAGCAGUUCCUAAAGUUAAAGCCGCUAAAGUUUGAUGGAAAGGGUGACCCCGAGGCCGCGCCAUGUUGGGUGGAAGAGCUGGAGAAGGCCUUUGAGGCCACUAGGGGAAGAGUGUUCCCUGAGGGUGUCGCUCAGACUUGGGUCGUGUUUUCUGAGAACUUUUAUGGAAAAUUCUUCUCUGAGAGUGCUAGGGAAAGGAAACUAGCAGAGUUUAUAAGACUCCGCCAAGGCCAAAUGACUGUGGAUCAGUAUGAGGCAAAGUUUGCUAGACUGUCUAAGUUUGCACCAAUGAUGGUAGAGAAUCCUGAGGACAAGGCGCAAAGGUUUCGGGAUGGACUAAAAGUCGACAUUCGCACUCAGUUGAUUCCGGUGAAUUUGAGAACUUAUGAGGACUUAUAUAAGAGAGCUCAGGCUAUUAAGCGGGAUCAAGUGGACAGGGUAGCAGCUUCUAGGUCGCGAGCCCAGAAGAGCAUGAGGAACAUCUGGCAGAAGUACUACGAACCUUAA